UGUGGGCCUGGUGUUUCCGGCCCAGAGCGCGUACUUGUAUGCACAGAGUGUGUCGAAAUGCUCGCGGUGGUGGUUGUUUUGCUCAUCGGCCGGGCCAUCGCAGCCGAAUCGACCUGCUUGGACUCCGACAUACUGUACGUGAGAAGGCUCAACGCGCCAGAGCAGUCGACUACGAAAAGCUUCCAAGUUUUUCUGAACGCUUCGGACGUUCUUGGUGUGCUGAAACCUUUCUGGAAAAGCACCGGCUUCUGUCCGCCCGAGCCGCACAAUGAUCCGGAAUUCUUCUUGGGAGAUGACAUGCAACAGAACCUCAUAUACAUCGCCUCCGUUCCUGGGUACGGAACUACCCAAGUUAGGAUGCACUGGCUCCUUGACCUCGUGAAUGCCAGCGCCUCGUCGGAGAUGGGCCGUAGCACAGCGUUCAAUUUUAGUUUACUGGACACUCUGCUAGACCGUGUGCGGGCUCUAGGACUUAAACCUGGACUGGAGCUCAUGGGGAACCCUUUUCCACGGCCGCUAGACUUCGAAAAGCAUGCUGACCUCGAGCUAUGGAAGGAGCUCGUCACUGCACUGGCUCGCCACUACCUCGACAGGUACGACGAGGAUUACGUGGCGCAGUGGAAUUUCGAGUCGUGGAACGAGCCGGAUCACAAGAGCUACGGAAACAAUUUCACAGAACAAGGACUGUGCAACUACUACGACGCCUGCUCAGAAGGGCUGAAUGAUGCGAGUCCUCUGCUAAGGCUGGGUGGUCCGGCUGAGAACCUCGCCCCAAGUCAUCACUCUCCCCUUGCCUGGGCGCUUCUCGAGCACUGCGAGAGUGGUGUGCGACUGGACUUUAUUUCCGUCCACCAGAAGGGAAAUGCAUCCACAGCUGACAUCGUGCAAGCGGAGAUGGCUGCCAUGACCAACAUUAGAGAACGAUGCCCUGGCCUCAGCACCAAGUCUUGCAUCAACAAUGAAGCGGAUCCCAUCAAGAACUGGGCGGAGCCUUACCCGUGGCGCGCUGACGCCACGUACGCGGCAAUGCUGGCUCGACUGAUCAAAACGCAUCUGGCAGAGACCGGUUCCUGUGAGUCCCUGAGUAGCGACAACAGCUUCCUCAGUUACCCACCCCAGACCUUCAGCCAGCGCACGCAGCUUGCGCGUUUUCGCAUGAACCUGACGGAGCCACAUGUGCUCUUCGUGCGCAAGCCUGUGCACGCGGUGCAGGCGCUGCUUGGAAAACUGGCGAGUCGCCUGGUCUCCGCAUCCAUCCGACCUCAACAGCAGCACGGUCAGGAUGAAUGGGGUCCUGAGCUGGGUGUCAUCGCAACGGCAUCGGGGUCUCACUCGCUGUCGGCGCUAUUGUACUACAGCAAUGAGUCCGCUUGGGAGCCAGGCAUCGAAGCCAAGGUUUCUGUGCGCGCGCAGUUAGACUGGAGCACCGUACAAUCGCUGGCUGAGCGCUUGCACCAGAAGUAUAUCAAAAUUGGUCGAAGGGAGCGAUUUGCAUUGAAGUAUGUGCGAGUAGACGUGAGGAUUAAGGCCAGCCUUGUGAUCAUCCAACCCCGCCUGCUGAAGGAACAGCAGGAGAAGGUGCUGCAAGAUCCACAGCGAGAAGCUGGACCACAUCCGAGAAGCAGGCGUUUCAAUGCUGCCGACAUGCCCGACGUUGCCAGCCGCUGUGAUACAAAUUCUGCAACUCUUACGCUGAACGAACGGCAACUGCAUGCCGGGAACAGCGCACGGAAGUCAGUGGCGUCCUUUCAGCAUUCGGGCUUCUGGUUGGAAGACGGCGUGGUGGGCUAG
Messenger RNA from Rhipicephalus microplus (southern cattle tick), 1791 nucleotides. RefSeq names its product alpha-L-iduronidase (gene Idua). Gene Ontology annotation, biological process: carbohydrate metabolic process. The record is from RefSeq and is a predicted model, not a curated record. Lineage: Eukaryota; Metazoa; Arthropoda; Arachnida; Ixodida; Ixodidae. Gene Ontology annotation, molecular function: L-iduronidase activity.